This is a messenger RNA of Plasmodium gaboni, 11448 nucleotides long. RefSeq lists its product as hypothetical. Bases 1 to 11448 code for a protein of 3815 amino acids. Lineage: Eukaryota; Apicomplexa; Aconoidasida; Haemosporida; Plasmodiidae. The transcript has a single exon. The record is from RefSeq and is a predicted model, not a curated record.
AUGAAUUUGUUAAAUAAUAAUUUGUUAUAUGAAAAAAAAAAUAGAUAUGAAGAGAAUGAAUUAAAUUAUUCAAAAAGUUUUCUUGAAGAAUAUUCAUUGAAUAGUAUAAAAAAAAAUUAUGAUAAUAAUUUAUGUGUAAAAUGUAAUUGUUUGCAAGGAAUGAAUAGUUCAUGUGAGAUAAAUAAAAUUGAUGAAGAUAUAAUAAAACAAAAAAAUGUGUUAGAUAAUAAUAUAUUUAAUCCUCAAAAUAAUUUCAUUUUAAAUAAUAAUAAUAAUAAUAAUAUUAUAUAUCCUGUAAAUUCAGCUAAUAUCAAUCUAUUAUAUGAAUCACAAAAUAAUUUUUGUGCUUUACAUCAAUGUGUAGAUACUCAAUACCAUGCAAACAUGAAAAAUACUUUAAUUAAUUCAAAUUCGUUAAAUAAUAAUAUUAAUAAUAAUAUGAACAAUAUAUUUAAUACAAAAAAAAGUAAUACGCAUAAUAUUUUUAAUACAAAUAAUAAUUUAAAAAAUUUGUUAUGUCAAAAUAUUCAUAAUAUUCCAAGUAACAAUAUAAAUAAUUCAAAUAAUCAUAUUUAUAAUUCUUUAUAUAAAAAUUUUAAAAAUAUUGCCAAUCAAAGUAUAAAUAUAUCCACUCAAAAUAUAAGUAAUGCUGAUCAAAAUAUAAAUAAUAAUAUAAACAGUAACAAUAAUUAUAUUAAUAAUAAUAAUAAUAAUAUUCAUAAUAAUAAUAUUCAUAAUAAUAAUAAUAACAAUAUUCACAAUAUUCAUAAUAUUCAUAAUAAUAAUAAUAUUUAUAGCCAACCUUUUAACAAUUAUUUAUAUCCAAAAUUAAACAAUAAUGUAAGUCAACAAUUACCGUCAAAUUCAUCACAAGUUUUAAAUAAAAAUCAAAUAUUAAAUCAAGGCAAUAAAGAAAUUGAACAACAAAAUUCAAAUAAUAUAUUAAAUAAAAAUAUUAAUUUAAAUAUUCCUUAUUCUUAUAUUCAUGAUACAAAUAAAUAUGUUGAUAACCAUAACAACACUAUUUUCAACACACUCGAUUAUAUUAAACUUAAACAAUUCAAUACUGCUCAAAUAAAUAAUAAUGCCUUAUUAUAUCCUAAUUUAAAUAUCAACACAUUGAAUAAUAUGAAUAAUAUGAAUAAUAAUAAUAAUAAGAAUUUAUCAAAUCAAGAUUUUAAUAAACCAAAUUAUGUUAAUAAUAGAAUGAACAAUAAAUUUACCACAGGUGUCGUAAGUGGAAAUAAUCCAAUAGAUAUUAUGACUACCUCUAUGGAUAUAAAUCAUCAAAUGAAUAUAAACCAACCAUCAAGUAAUAUAAUACCACCUGUUGCUAUAAAUCAAUCAGCUAACAUAAUUCAAUCUGUUGGUAUAAAUAAUCCAUCAAAUGUCAUAUCACCAGUUGAUAUUCAUACCAAUGGAUUAGCAAAUUUACAAUUAACCAAUUUGGGCACUAAUAAUUUAACAGCCAAUUUAGGUAUAACUAGCCAUCCGCAAUUUAAUGUCACAAAUUUUGAUCGAACACAAAAUAAUCCGUUGAUAUACUGUUCAGAUAAUAGAAAUGUUUCUGACAGAAUUGAAAAUGAAAGUGCAUACCAUUUCAUUAAGGCAAAUAAUGAAUUAAUUUCUAAUAAUCAUUUAUAUAAAGAAAUGUAUAACAAGAGUAAUACUCUUGAUAAUAAUCCGUAUGAUAAUCAAUAUAAAAAAAAAUCUUGUUAUUUGUUAAAUAAUCAAAAUUUAAAUUAUGAUUUAAAUAAAGACGAAAAUGUGGAAAUUAGGAACAACCUAAUUGCAAAUAAAUGUAUGAAUUUAAAUGAAAGCAGAAUGGUAAAUAAUGCAGGUUAUAAUAUUUAUAUACAAGAUAAAAAUAUGUACAAUGAUAACAAAUUUUAUGAUAAAUAUAAUGGUUAUGAUGAAAAGAUAAGAAGAAUUUCGGUUCAUAUGGGAGAUAAGCGUGAAUAUAAAAGAGGUUAUAUUUCUAAUAGGGUAUCUGUAAGGAGUUAUAAUAAUAAUGAUGAAGAUGAUAAAUAUGGUGACCAUUAUAAGUGUAGUGUAUAUGACCAACGUGAUACACAUUUACAUCGUGAUACAUCUGAUCGACAAUUUGUUAGCUCCUCAAAACGGCAUCACCCAUUUAAUGAUGAUAAUUAUGGGGAGAAUAUUCCUUUGAAUUAUAGAAAAGAAAAACGGCUAUCAAAUAAAAAUGAUGAAAGAAAUAUUAGCACUGAUGAAUAUUCAUCAGACUCUGAAAAGGGUAGAAAGCAAAUAUAUAAAAAAUAUACUACAUAUGAUAAUAAAAGGGAUGCAAGAAAUAUACAUUUAAAUAAAACUAGGUAUAAAGAUGAAAAAAAAAAUAGAAAACAAUAUACAUCUAAUUAUUCCAAUUCCCGUGCAUCAUCUAACAUGUCUUCUUGUUCAUCUUCAUCUUUCUUUACAAGCGAUUUAAAAGAAAAGACGAAAAAAAGAAAAAUGAAGAAAGAACCUUUGCCUUCUACUGUAAUUAAAAAGAAAAAAAGACCUACUGUCAUCGACUUUUUAAAUGAAAAGUGGAACCGCAGUUCUUAUAAUGAUGAUAUAAGUAAUAAAAGUGUAGAUAGUAUAACAAAAAAAGAGGAGGAAAAAAAAUAUGGUAAUUAUAAGGAUGAAGAAGAUCACCAUGAUGAUGGUGAUGAUAAUUAUUAUAAUGAUAAUGAUGAUGAUAAUUUUGAUAAUGAUAUUUAUGAUGAUGAUAAUUAUGAUGAUGAAGAAGAAUCGAAUGGCAAAAAUAAUUAUUUAUCUUCAUCUACAGAACAUAAAGAAAAUGAUAAAAUCAAGAAAGAACAAAAUGUAAAAAAAAUGGAGACUCUCAAAGAAUGCGAUAAAAAGGAAGAAACAAAAGAAUCUAAAUAUUUAGAAUAUAAUAAAAGUUAUAGUAGAAGUACCGAGGAAAGUGAUAAAAUAGAAGAGACCAUGAGUGAUCAUAAGAAUGAUAAUAAAAUUAAUAAUAUGAAUGAUAAUAUAUCCAAGGACACCAUUAAACGUAGAGGUCGAAAACCAAAAAUAUUAAACCAACAAAAUAAAAAUAACGUUGAAGGGGGAAUGCCAAACGAGAGUGAAGAAACAUAUGAAAGCUCAAGUUCUAAUAAAAGUUGUACAUUAAAUGAUUGUGUUAAAAAUGUUGAAGAGGUUGAAGGGUGUAGUUUAGAAGUUGGAGAAGAGGAGGAAGAAGAAGAAGAAGAAGAUGAUUAUGAUGAUGAUGAUGAAGAUGACGAAGAACACCAAAAGAGAGAUAACGAAACAGAAAAGGAAAUAUAUGACAAAGUGAAUGACAAAAUAAAUAAAGAAAUAUAUAUAAAAAAUGAGACCAAAAAUCAUUCCAAAUUAAAUAAUACUGUUGAUGAGAAUGGAACACAAAAUAUACAACAAAAUAAUGAUAUAAAGGAAGAAAAAAGAAAAGAAGAAAUAAAUAAUAGUAGUAAUGAAAGUAUAUUAUCAUCAGAGAAUGAAUCUUAUAGCGACUAUACAGACAAUUCAAUGGAAGGAGAAUCAGAUGAGGCUUUUGAUUAUUUAAUGGAAUCAUGUUCAGAAGAAAUAACGAGAACGGAUACUUCAUGUAAUAGUAAUAAUAUAUAUGACAAUAUAGAAAAUGAUAUAUGUGAUAAUAAAUUUAAUAGUAUAAAUAUUGGUAGUUAUAAUAAAAAUAGUGUAAUACAUAGUGAUGUAGAGAAUAGUUGUAUAAAAGGAGAAUAUAAAAAGGAAAACAACGAUAAUAAUAAUAAUAAUAAUAAUAAUCAUAGUAGUACUAAUAAUUGUAGUAAUAAUAAUCAUAGUAGUACUAAUAAUUGUAGUAAUAAUAAUCAUAGUAGUAAUAAUAAUUGUAGUAGUAAUGUUAAUAAUAUGAAUGAAAAUAUAACAAAUUAUCAUUUUUAUGAUAAUUUAAAAAAUGUGCAAUUAUGUUCAUAUAUGUUAAAUAAAAAAAAGAAAGACAAAAAUAUAUUGUUAUCAAAAAAUUUUAUAAUUAUAAAAAAUGAUAUACAUAUAAAUAAUAAUAAAUCAUUUCCUUUUUACAGCUUCAAAAGAAAGAUGAAAGAUUUGAUUAAAGAAGAAAAGGAUAAAAAAAAAAAUAUUGAAGAUUAUAAAGAAGAUAUAGAAAGAGAAAAAUAUAUUAAGCAGUAUUAUAUUUAUAAAAAUGUUUUAAAAAAUAUCCGCUGGUAUAAAUCAGAAAAUGAUGAGAAUAAUUUAGAAAUUUGUUUUAUUAAAGAAAAUGAAUAUAUAUAUAGUAAUUUAAAAAAUAUGGAAUAUAUAAAAAAGAGAAGAAUAUUAAUUUAUAUACAUAAGUAUUUUCUUAAAAAGAAAAUUAAUAUAUAUGAAUAUAUAAUAUUAUUAUCGUAUUUAUUUUAUAAGAAAUCUAAAUAUUUAGGUAUUAAUAAAGUAUAUAUGUAUAAUACUAUGAAGAAAUUAUCACCAUAUUUAUGGUUAUUAAAUAAAAAAUGUAAUGAUAUAGAAAUACGUAAUUUUUUUUAUUAUUUAAGUAAUUUAUUCAUAUUACAUGAUUAUUUUAUAUUUAGAAUAAAUAUUUUUUUCUUCAAUUGGUUUUUAUUACAUAUAUAUAAAAUAAAAUUAAAAAAUAUAUCAUAUAUAGAAGAUAUAAAUUUAUUAUCAAAUAUUAUGAUAGCUUUCUUAUCAAAUAAAAAAUUUCUAAAUUACUCUAUGGUUUUUUUAAUAAAUGUUGUAUUACAAAAAAAUACAGGUAAAUCAUUAUAUAAAGGUUUAAAUUAUAAUUAUGUGUGUGCCUUAUAUAUAACUUUUUUUUCAAACAUUAUAUGUUUAUUAGAAGGAUACAAAAAAUAUAUUAUCAAAUGUGAGCAUUUCUUGAACAAAGAUAAUUUAAAUGAUAUAUUGAUAUGUAGAAAAAAAUAUCAAAUGACAGAAAAAAAAGAAAUAAAAAAGGAAUCUCAUAUGAAUGAUACACAUUGUAUACAAUAUCAAAAGGACACAAUGAAUAAAAAAUAUAUAAUGAAUAAAUUAAAAAUGAAUGAGAAUAAUACAUCCAUAAGACAAGAUCUGAUCAUGUUGUAUGUUUUAUAUAUGUCUAAGAAUAAUUAUUGUAUAUAUAUAAAUAUUUUGAAACAUAUUUUUAUAGAUGUUAUAAAAUUUAAAUUAAAUUAUAAUUUUAACAGGCUUAAAAUGAAGAGUAAGUUUUUAUAUAAAAAAAUUUAUCGAUGUUUGAAAAAUAUAAAAAAAAAUAUGAUUAAAUUAAAUAAGAUGAAUAUGAAACGAAUAAGAAAAAGGAACAUACGAGGAAAUAACACCAAUGAUAAUAAAAUUGAAGAUGAUAAAAAUAAAAAUAAUAAUAAUAAUAAUAAUAAUAAUAUUUAUAACCAUAAAUGUUAUGAUCAUAUUUUAUACGAAUUUGAUAGUAAUAAAAAUUAUUCAUUUGUAUACUUAUUUAUAGGUAUACUUAUAGAAUACAUGUCCUUUUCUUUUAACGAUAAAAUUAAUUUAUAUUUUCAAGAAAAACAAUGUUUAAAGGAAGGGUAUACAUCAUUAUUUAUGUAUCUAAAAGAAUAUACAAAUAUCAUUUUCAAAUAUAUGAAAUUUAUUACAAUAGAUGUUAGUAAAAAAUAUGAAAACAUAUGGAUAAGAAAUAUUUUCACCUUAAUUAAUUUAAAAAAAAUGGAUACCUUAGAUAAUUAUUUUGAUAAUCAUUCCAUCGAACAUGUAGAUUAUAAUAUAUAUGAUGAUUAUAAUGAUAAGAAGAUGAAUGCUGCGCAUAGUAACACUGAAAAAAGUAACACUGAAAAAUGUAACACUAAUAAUAAUAAUAAUAAUAAUAAGAGUAAUAAUAAUAAUAAGAGUAAUAUGUUUGAUAGUGUAUUUUUAAAAUAUGGAAAAAUAAAUAUUAAUAACGAAUCAAAUAUAUUUAUGGAGAGUAGUAAAAAUAAUUUAUAUAUAGAACAAAAAUAUGUUGAACAAAAUAAUAUAUUAUCAUUAUUUAAUAAGGAUAUAAAUAAUGUAGAUAAUAAUAAAAUAUAUGUGAAUACUAUUCAUGAUGAAGAAGAAAAAAAUUAUAAUUGUGGAAAUAUUGAAAACAGUGUUGAUAUCAAAGAGUUAAAUAAAUUAAAUAUACAUGAUAUAAAAAGUAAUAUGAUGUGUAAAGAAAACAAUAAAUGUCAUAGUUUAAUAUGUGAGAAUAAGAAAUUUGAAGAUUAUACAACUUUUAAUAAGGAUAUAUGUAAUAUAAGUGAAAUAAAAGAAAAGAGUAAUAAUAAGAAAAAAUUAACAAAUUAUUAUAAUAAUUAUAAUUUUAUAGAAACUACUUUUUAUAUGUUAUGUAAAUGUUUAUUAUUAUUUAAUAAGAAUAUAUUAUUUCGAACAAUAUUUGAUAUAUUAUUUUUAUUUUUUAUUAAUAAAAUAAGAAUAGAGGUACUUGUUCAUUUUUUAUCAAUCAUAUAUACAAAAAAAAAAAGUAACUUGGGUAAAAUAAUAAAAAAUAUUUUAAUAAAAAAUAAGAAUGCUUUUCUUUUAAAAAAUAUAUAUGUAAUAAAUUAUUUAUUAAAAAAAAAUAUAUUCAACAUGGAUGAUGAUAUAUAUUUUGAUGAUACAAAAAAUAUAUCUAUGGUACCUUUUUAUUCAUUUUAUUUUUCAAGAUGUAAAAUAAAAAAGAGAAAUAUAUUAAAUAAAAAAGAAAAAAAAAAAAAAGAAAUAUUAAAUAUAUGGAAUACAUCUAAUUCUAUAGACUCGCGUUUGUAUAUGAAAUGUUGUUCUUGUAUUUUUUUGUCAUAUAUUAUUUUUUUUUCUUUAAUUUUUAAGAAUUUUGAAAUGUAUUAUAUGCACUUUACUAAAUUUUCUUUUAACUUGAAAAAUUUAUCUCAUUACAGAAAAAUAAAAAUGAAGAGGCAAAAAACGGACAAGGAAAAAAAAAAAAAAAAAAAAAAAAAACCUAUUAUGGAGGAUAUAUAUAUGAAUAAACAUAAAUAUUAUAAUACAACAAUGUGUAAACAACAUGAGAUGAAAAAUAUGUUAAUGAAUGAUAUGAAAUAUUUUAAUCAUAAAAUUCAAACAAAUAAUGAUAAUAAUAAUAAUAAAGAGAAGGACAAUAAAAAUGAUCUUUUUGGUGAUCAUAUUUUUUUAUUUGAAAAUCUAAAUGAUGAUGAUUUAUUUUAUUAUAUUUUAGAUCCUAUGAAAUAUAUAUCAAAAAAAAAAGACAUUCUGAAUAGUAGUGAAACAAAAGAUGAUACGUUUUUAUUUUUAAAUAAAAAGAUGUUAUGUGUAUAUUAUAAUAUUCACAAUAAAUAUGAAAAGGGUAUACCUGGAUGGAAUUUAUUUGGAUUGAAAAAUGGUCACAUUAAUAGAAGUGAUAAUAACAUAAUAAAUAAUAAUAAAAGUAAUAAUAAUAAUUACUACAAUAAUAAUAGUAAUUACUGGUGGUCUAUAUCCAAGGGGGAUGACUUAAAAAAACAAUUUGAUAAUCAUCCAAAUACAUAUGACGAACAUAUAUAUACUAUCAUAAAUAAUUAUAAUCUUCAUGUUACAGACAAAAUGUUAUAUUUAUUAAUGUUGAUUUUUAAUAAUCAUAUUGUUAAAGAAAAAAAAAAAGAAAAUGAUCAUAAUGUUGUAGGGAUAGAAAAGAACACAGAUUGUAAUUUAUUUAAUAAUAUAGAAAGAAAUGUAGAAAUAAAUGAAAAAAAUAUAAUAGAAGAAUUUUAUUUCUUGGAUGAAUAUACUGCUUAUCAUAUUUUAUAUAUAUUAUAUGAAACAAAAAAUAAAUAUGAUGAUGUAAAUAUUACAAAUGUAUAUACAAAAAUGCAUGGAGGUAUAUUAAAAAUAAAUUUAGAUAAGAAAUAUAAAAAGAAAUUAUGUAGUAAUAAUAAAAAUCAUAUGAAUAACAAUAUAAAUAAAGCAGAACGAAUUUAUGAUUAUUAUAUGAAUGUUAUGAGUUUUAUUAAUAAAUGGAAUAAAAAUAAUAUAGAGUAUAAUAAUAAAAAAAAAAAAACAAAUAUGAAAAGUAGAAGAAAUAAAUAUACAAAUAUUGUUAUAGAUAUAUAUCCAUUAAUAUUUAUGUCUUUAGUCAAAUUAUUAAAGGGUACAAUAAAAAUUAAUGACAAUGUGCAAACAAAAUCAUUUGAUGUAAAGAAUGAAAUUUUUCCUUUGAAUUUACAUAUAUAUGUUGAAUUAAAUACUAAAGAUGAAUAUGAACAGAUACAUGAAAUAGCUAUUUCUCAUGGAGAUCUUAUAUCUUCUAAUUAUAAUGCUCUAAAGAAUUGUCUAUGUACUGAAUUUUUUUCUACAAAGAAUGAAUCUAACAUGAAUAAAAAGCAUAAAAUUAACAAUGUAAGUAAUAAUUUUAUAAAGAAUAAAUAUACUAAUGAUACAUAUAAAAACUGUAGUUCUAAUAAUUUAAAAAGAGAUAAUAGAAAUUGUAUAUUUCACCCCCCAAAAAAAGAUAAACAUUUUUGUGAUAUAUUAAGAAAUUAUGAUGAUAUAAAUUAUUCGAUAUAUGGAAACUUGAUUGUAAAAUUAUUAUAUAAAGAAAUAAAAAGUGAUUUUUUCUUAUGUCAAGAAUAUUAUGAUAAGAAUUUAUACAUAUAUAGAAGUUUAUUAAUAAUUUUGUUGAAUAAAUAUUUUUGUUCAGGUUAUAAUUUUUUCUCUUUUAAAAAAAAGUUUGUCUUUUUCUUUAUUCAAAGAUUGUUUAGAUUAUUGUGUUUUAGAUUGAUGUGUUUGUUUCUUUCAGCGGUUCAUUUGAAUAAGUUUACGAGUGAAAUAAUAAUUAUUGAUGAUAAGAUUUUGAUAGAAAAUUAUCAGCUGCAUGUAAAAAAGAAGAGGAGGAUACAAAUGAAAGAGGAUGGGACCAAAAAACGAAAGCGUUUCUUUGAUAAAAAGUCGUAUAAUCUAUAUAAGAAUUAUACUGAAAAUUUUUAUUUUAAUUCUAACUUGUUGGAAUGUAUGGAGGAUGUGAUGAGUGACGAGGUGCAAGUGGACGAUGAGGAUGAAGAAGACGAAAAUGUUGAGGAAGAUGAAAAUGUUGAAGAAGAGGAUGAGCAAGAGGAAGAUGAUUAUGAUGAAAAAGACGAUGAGCAAGAAGAAGAUGAUUAUGAUGAAAAAGAAAAUUAUGAUGACAAAGAAAAUUAUGGUGAUAUAGAAAACAUUUAUUAUUAUAAAAAAGAAGACACAGAAAAAAACAAUUUUGUAUCAAAGUUAAAGAAUGAUGAUGAUAAUAUUAUGAAGAAAUAUUUAGGAGGUAUAAAAAAAAAGAAGAAGAAGAAGAUUAUUAUUUAUAAACCAUUUGUAGCCUUUGGAAGUUUAAUUAUGACAAAAAGGGAAGUAUUAAAAUUGAAAUUAUUGAAAGAAGAGGAAAUUAAAAAGGAAAAUAUAUAUAUAAAUAAGAGUAUAUUAAAGAAUAAGAAUAAGAGUAUUCACCUGAAAAAUAUUCCAAACAUAAACAAUAAUAAUAAUAACAAUAAUAAUAAUAAUAAUAAUAAUAAUAAUAAUGAAAAUUUUUAUAAUAAUAAUUCUUAUAAUUAUGGCAAUAAUUAUUAUUCAAAUGAACGUAUUGAUAAAGAUUCCAUACACAUGUCUAUCAUAUCCAUUAUUGUCUUUCUGAACGUACUAAGAAAGAACUGUAAUUAUUCUCUUAUGAUAAAUUUUUAUAUAAAUAUGUUAAUAGAAAAAUUUUUAGAAAAGAAGAAAUAUAUGCAUAUUGAUGAUUAUUAUUUAAUAAAUAGUUAUAGUGUAAAAUUAAUAAAUCCUUUACAUAAUUUCCAUAAGGUUGAAUUUUAUAUAUGUAGUGAAAAUAAUUCAAUAAAAAAAAAAAUGGAACAAAUUAAUAAUGGAUAUAAAUUUUAUUCAUCAUCAUGUAAAUUAAAAGUAUUUGAAAUAAUUUUUUAUUAUACAUUAAAAGUUUAUUUAUGUUUUAUAAAUAAAAAUUACAUAGGUACCUUUAUAUCAAAAAUAGCAAGAAUGAAUAAUAUAUAUACUAAUGAAAAUAUUCAUUUUAAAUUUAAAAUUAAUAAAUUACUUUGUAACACAUUGAAUAAUUUAUUAAUUGAACAAAUGAUUAAUAUGAAAUUAAAUAAGAAUAUUUUAAUCAAUAUUAUAUCCGCAUGUAAGUUUUUUUUUAUAUCUCUGCUGGAUGAAAAUGAAUGUCCUCUUAUACUUUUAAAUGAUUAUGUUCUUGAUAUAUCGGAUUUUAUACACACCAAUUAUAAUCCUUCAUUGAAUGACCGACGUGUUAUAAAACAAUCUCAAAGUUGUGUUCAAAAAGAAUCUCUCUAUCUUGUUGGAAAUUCACAAGGGUAUCAAUUCUAUGCUUUGGAGGAUGAAAAAUAUACCCAUGGCGAGUAUAUAAUGGAUGAUAAAAAUUCAAAAUCUGAUUGUUCAUAUGAAUUGGUUAAUUCAAAUAUUGUAUCUAAGGAUGAUAUAAAACAAGUUGAAGACAUACAACAUGUGGAUAACAAACAAAAUGUAAGUCCCUUUCCUCAUAAUAAUAUUCAACAUUAUGAUGACAAAAAAGUGUACAUUCCACUACAUGACGAAAUAAAGAAUAAAGAUUGUGCUAACAAUUAUAUAUGUAAUAAUAAGGACACACUAAAUAUAUAUAAUAAUAAUAAUAAUAAUAAUAAUGUGAUGAUAAGAAAUUGUCAUAAUUCAAGUGUAAAAAUAAUAUAUAAAAGAAAAAUGAACAUAAAUUAUGAAGGCCAUUAUUAUAAUAAUAAUAAUGUGGGUAUAAUGAGAAACCGUGUAAUAUAUAUGAAAGCUAAUGAUAUAAAUAAAUUAAUUUACUCCUUUGAAAGGUUAAAUGCAAAUAUAUUUGAUUGUGCUGAAUAUAUAUAUAAAAAUAUUUUUAAAAAUAAAAAAGAAAAAAUAAAUGAUGAAAAAAAAUUUUAUAAAAAUAUUUAUUUAUGGUAUCUCAAUUGUAUUCAUAUUAUUAAUUUGCAAAUAUAUGUUAUGUGUCACUUUUAUAACAGUUAUCAUAAUACUACAAUUCAUAUAAAAAAUAAGAAGAAAAAUUUAAACACAAAUAAUAUGAACAGUAAUAAUAAUAUUCUUUAUCAUUCUUUACAAAUUAAUAUGAAUAUAAUAAAAAGUAUUAAUAACAUUAAACAUAAUAUUGAACGAUAUUUAAACGAAACUAAGCAAUAUUAUGAAAUUAUAAAAAAUAAAGAACAAAUAAAGGAAGAAAAAAAAAAAAAAGACAAUAAAAAUGAAAUAAAAUAUUCUCUUGUACAAAUUAAUGAAACCGAUACAAAUAUAUUCAAUAUAACAAAUGAGGAAUGUAUAGAAGAUUAUGAAGAAUUAAAUUCAUUUUUAGAUUUUGAUUUAGAUAAACAAUCAGGCAUAUUGUUGGAAGGUGCUACAACCAAUACAAAUAAUAAUUUAUUAAAUCAAAAGGUUAAUGAUAAUAUUUAUAAAAUGUCUAAUUAUUUAGUGGAUGAGGACUGGUUAAUGUAUAUACGCUCUCUAAUCUGA